AUGGCUCCUCAAUACAGUGGAGAUGACUUCAAGGUCUCAAACCUCUAUGAUGUCAAAGACAAAGUUGCCCUAGUCACUGGAGGUGGCUCCGGUAUUGGCCUGAUGAUAGUGCAAGCUCUGGCGAUCAAUGGAGCCAAAGUCUACAUCACCGGAAGAACUGAAGAGAAGCUUGAGAAAGUGGCCGAGCUGUACGGCAAAGAUAUCGACGGCCAGAUCAUCCCCAUCAGUGCGGACGUUGGUAAGAAAUCAGAAGUUGCCCGGCUCGUCAAUGAAAUCGAGUCAAAGGAGAAAUGUCUUUGCAUUUUGGUCAACAACGCGGGUAUUUCGAAAGCAAGUCACACUGUUUCUGAAUCCAAGGAUGCGGAUGAGAUGAAGAAGAACAUGUUUGAUGACGAAAGCAAUACCUACGAGGAGUGGACUGAGACUUACCAAACCAAUGUGGCCGCCACGUACUUCCUUACCACUGCUUGUCUGCCGCUCUUGCAACGCUCUACCGAAACGCACAAGGGCUAUUCUGCUUGUGUCAUCAACAUUACUUCCAUCUCAGGCCUUGUCCGCGUCAGCCAACACCAUCCAGCCUACAAUGCUUCGAAGGCAGCCCAAAUCCAUUUGUCCAAUAUGCUGGGCGCUGAAAUUGUUGAUGCUGGGUUGAAGAUCCGUGUCAACAACAUAGCACCAGGUGUGUACCCAAGUGAGAUGACAACACAAGAGAGUGGUGAGGAUCAGAAGAGCCACAUUCCGAAGGAGCAGUUCGAGGGCAAAGUCCCGGCGAAUAGACCAGGCUCGGAGCGCGACAUGGCGAGUGCGGUGAUAUUUGUGGCCACCAACCAAUACCUCAACGGCGUUACGCUCCAUGUGGAUGGCGGUUAUGUGCUCAAGGCUGGCAGGGUCUAA
Molecule: messenger RNA, 894 nt
Organism: Endocarpon pusillum Z07020
Lineage: Eukaryota; Fungi; Ascomycota; Eurotiomycetes; Verrucariales; Verrucariaceae
Exons: 3
Coding region: 1-894 (297 amino acids)
Source: RefSeq, a predicted model, not a curated record